AUGGGUGUGUGGGAAGGGGGCUCUUGGAGGUGGGGAAAUUUCGGCAUUGGAGAUAGUGUUAGUCUUAUGCUUUUGCCUCGCUUAGAAGCAUUAAAGGAGCUGUUGUUUUUUGUUGUUCCGGACCGCGUGUUGGCGGACGAAGUGCGGUGGAGUCCAUCCGGAGAUGGGUUUUUUUCGGUAAGUUCUUGUUAUGCUUAUUUAUCGGAAAAUCUUCUUUCUUCUACUUUUGUUUCGGAUAGAGAAAAGGCUUUGGGGCUGGUUUGGAAAGCUUUAAUCCCUUUUAGAUUUAAAGCUUUUGCUUGGAGGAUAUUAAUAGAUAGUCUCCCCACUAAAAUUAAUCUUUUUGUUAGAGGUGUUAUUUCUUCUUCUCCGGAUCUUCUUUGUGUUUUUUGUAAAGAUAGAGAGGAAAGUUUAGUGCAUCUUCUAUUUUCUUGUGAUAUAGCCAAGUUAGUUUGGAGUUCCAUUCUUGGGUGGUUGAAGGUGGAUUUAAUCUUGCCAUCUUUAGUUUGGGAGAAUUUCCUUUCGGCUUUUGAUUGUGUUAGAAGGAAGAAAGUGAAGAAAGUUUUGUCUCCAGCGGUCAGUGAUAGGAGGCAAUGGACAAUUAGAUUUCCACUUUACUUGAACUUAAUGACUGUUGUUAAUAAAACCAACUGCAACAAGCUUAUGUCUACUCAGAGACAUAGAUUGAGAUAUCACAAAUGGGACAAAGUGAUGUUAAGGUUACUGGACAACAAGACCAAUAUCACAUUGUAUCUAGAAGCAAUAAGGUAA
Molecule: messenger RNA, 771 nt
Organism: Vicia villosa (hairy vetch)
Lineage: Eukaryota; Viridiplantae; Streptophyta; Magnoliopsida; Fabales; Fabaceae
Exons: 2
Coding region: 1-771 (256 amino acids)
Source: RefSeq, a predicted model, not a curated record